GGCCCAUUAAUCAAUAAACAAGGCUCCUAGGCUUGACCUAGCCCACUACUCCGACCUGUCAGUCAGGCAGCCGCGUAUACCACUCCUGGCGCAAGGCGGGGGAGUAUCGUCUGUCCUAGAGUUUUGCUAGCACCUUUUUCAAAGUGAUCUUAGCUUGCUUCUUACAUGGGAGCCCCCUGGACUUCCUACUUUCACUGCAGAAGCUUCUGAUCUACAGCUGCCAGAAUCGUAAGCACGGACCUUUAGGAUAUCAUUUACAUUAAGCCCGAGAGCUCUUCUCUGCUUGCUCUAAAAUGCUGAGGUACUGGGGAGAGAUACCAAUACCGUCAGGACAGACCAACAGAAGUUCCUUUGAUCUGCUCCCACGGGAGUUCCGUCUGGUGGAGGUCCAUGAUCCGCCCUUGCACCAGCCCUCAGCCAACAAGCCGAAGCCCCCCACGAUGCUGGACAUCCCCUCAGAACCAUGUAGCCUCACCAUCCAUACCAUUCAGUUGAUCCAACACAACCGACGGCUGCGCAACCUUAUUGCCACAGCUCAGACGCAGAGUCAGCAGCAGACAGAGGGUGUGAAGGCUGUAGAGAGCGAACCUCUUCCCUCCUGCCCUGGCUCACCUCCUCUCCCUGAUGACCUCCAGCCUUUAGAUUGUAAAAAUCUCAAUGCUCCAUUCCAGAUCCGGCACAGUGACCCAGAGAGUGACUUUUACCGUGGGAAAGGAGAGCCUGUGACAGAGCUGAGCUGGCACUCCUGCCGGCAGCUCCUCUACCAAGCAGUCGCCACAAUCCUGGCCCACGCAGGCUUUGAGUGUGCUAAUGAAAGUGUCCUGGAGACCCUAACUGAUGUGGCACAUGAAUACUGCCUCAAGUUCACCAAGCUGCUGCGCUUUGCUGUCGACCGGGAGGCCCUGCUGGGACAGACUCCUUUCCCUGAUGUAAUGGAACAGGUGUUCCAUGAAGUGGGCAUUGGCAGUGUGCUGUCCCUGCAGAAGUUCUGGCAGCACCGCAUCAAGGACUAUCACACUUACAUGCUACAGAUUAGUAAGCAGCUCUCUGAAGAAUAUGAAAGGAUUGUGAAUCCCGAGAAGGCCACAGAAGACACUAAACCUGUGAAGAUCAAAGAGGAGCCUGUGAGCGACAUCACAUUUCCUGUCAGCGAGGAGCUGGAAGCCGACCUUGCUUCUGGAGAUCAGUCCUUACCCAUUGGGGUCCUCGGGGCUCAGAGUGAGCGUUUCCCAUCCAACCUGGAGGUGGAGGCUUCGCCACAGGCUUCAAGUGGGGAGGUCAAUGCCUCUCCUCUCUGGAACCUGGCUCACGUGAAAAUGGAGCCUCAGGAAAGUGAAGAAGGCAAUGUGUCUGCGCAUGGGGUGCUGGGCAGUGAUGUCUUUGAGGAGCCAAUGUCAGGCAUGAGUGAGGCUGGACUCCCUCAGAGUCCUGACGACUCAGACAGCAGCUAUGGUUCCCACUCCACUGACAGCCUCAUGGGGUCCUCCCCUGUUUUCAAUCAGCACUGCAGGAAGAGGAUGAGGAAGAUUUAACUGCAGAGGAACAGACCUACAGCAGCCAGCAGAAAGCCCUGUUGGCUGGACUGUCUCCAUAAGUAGUGAUUAGAUUGUACUCUUCUUCUUCUUCUUCUUCUUUUUUUUUUCUGGUUUUUCGAGACAGGGUUUCUCUGUAUAGCCC
Messenger RNA from Mus pahari (shrew mouse), 1677 nucleotides. RefSeq names its product SPT7 like, STAGA complex gamma subunit (gene Supt7l). Gene Ontology annotation, molecular function: transcription coactivator activity; protein heterodimerization activity. Lineage: Eukaryota; Metazoa; Chordata; Mammalia; Rodentia; Muridae. The coding region runs from base 294 to 1532 and encodes 412 amino acids. The transcript is spliced from 5 exons. Gene Ontology annotation, cellular component: SAGA complex. The record is from RefSeq and is a predicted model, not a curated record.